AUGGCUGGCAAAAAGAAAUCGAAAAAGCCCGCUGCGAACCCAGCGCGCGGGUUUGCUACUACCUCGAUCGCAUCAAAGCCCCGAGUCGAUACCGCCGAAGCCACGGGCGAAAACACCCCGGCCAGCAAGCCUGAUGAUUCAGCCGCCCCGCCAACAAAUGAUGCACCGCAAACCAGCGCCGCGACCAAGAGAGAGGACAAAGCAACAACCAAGCAGUUGAGCCCUGAAGAAUUCGAGAAACAACUUCAAGAAUCGGAGCUGCAGCUCCUGGUAGAAAAGUACGCGCAAAAAGUGAGGCGGGAUGCGCAGCGGCAGAAAACACGACUCGAAACGGACCGGCGUCUCCUUCGGGGCCAGGCCGAGACGAUCAACACCAAGAAAUGGCUACCUCAAGAGUUAAUGGACUAUGUUUUGGGGCUUAUCCAAGCAGAAGGGCGGUUUGCAGCUUCCAACGUCUCCUCCGAGGGCGGCACUAGUAGGCUGCCGCCCGAAGAAGACCUCAUCAUCAAGCUGUGGACAUUGCAGUUGACACUGGAGAGCGCCGACUUCCCGGAAGAGAAGGUCCAGCCAGCACUACAGUUCGUGCUGGAUAUUGCACCUAAUAUCCCCAACAAUAGCAAGGGCGAGUCCAUAUGGGGUCUUGAGGAGGCACUCGACUGGUUUGCAAGGGAAUGUGCCAGGGAAGAACUUCCGGACUACACAGGCCGCAAGACAGCCUCCAAGUCGCAAACAGAAACGCCUCUGGCUUCAGGGGAAACUACACCUCUCGGGAUUGACCUGGGAUUUGGGACAAAGUUGAAGAAUGGAGCGCUCAACCGGUCGCGCCAGGCGUCGCCCAAACGGCCCACCGUGACAUACGACGAGGACAUUGAACCUGACCAACUGAUGCCGUUAUAUCUUGAGACCAAGGCGAAGUUGUUCUCCAUCCAGCGACCACGGCAAGAUGCUCCGAGGGGUGGUGUUGCAAGGAAGAAAACCGAGAGGUCGAAUGACCCGGAAGAGGAGCUCCUGCUUGCAAAGCUCGAACGCAUUGAGAAGGAUGUCUUAUUCGACAAAUAUGUUGCGGAGCAAAACUGGAAAGCGCAGCGUAUUAUUCUGGAAAAGGAGUAUGCCGCAGCCAAGGCUGAGGAGAAAAAGAAUAAGGAGGUGGCAUCGGAAGAACCUCUUCCUGCGCCAAAUGACUCGAACGAUGUCAAUGAGGAAGCUGAGCGCAUUGCGGCAGAGGUUCUGGCCGAAGAGGAUGACGACGGCACUUUAGCCGAUCUAUUCUCAAGCCUGCCCGUUAGUGAGGUUGAUCCGCUCACUGGCAGGACCAACACCGUCAUGAAUGGCACGGAUGGCAAGAAGGUCACCAUACGUGAUUUCGGAAAAUGGACUGGAGUGAGCCCAAUGCGGGCCCUGGAAGAGGCGUGCCGCGCAAGGGACUCAUCCGCAAGGAUAUCGUACCAUACGGUAUCUGACGUUUCGUUCGCGAGUAGACAUGCCGUUAAAGUCGUGUGGUCGAAGGCGCAGGACAUUCCUGCUCCUCCUGACAUUCCGGAGCUUGAAUUUCAUGUGUCACCCACCCAGUUCGUCUCCAAAAUGAGUUCCAUCGCAACUCCGGACGCGAGGCAGUCCGAGGCAUACAUUGCCACCGCUGCCCUGUUCUGCAUAUUUGGGUCGUCGGCCAAAGAGGAGAAGGUAGCAAUGAGGCUGCCACCUGCCUGGAAGGAUCUAUGGUCCGAGUUUGCAGGGGCAAAGAAAAACAAGGCCGACGAAUUGGACCGAGAGGUUUUGAGACGUCUCCGUGGCCUUGUGCAGAAGAGAAUGGAGCAAGAACUUGAAGAGGGUGUUCUAGUACAGGGUUUCAAGGGGCGAGGGCAGGCAAAGAACUUGACAGACUCGGAUCAGUCAGACCAUGAGCGAGCCAAGCGGCAGCCCUAUGGGCCAGAGUAUUACCAGAAUAUCUGGUUGCAGAAAGCGAGCUCACCUAGGUUUCAGCAGAUGCUGGCCUCGCGCAUGCAACUCCCAAUGUGGCAAUUCCGGCAACAGGUCGUCGAGACCGUCGAGCGGGAACAGGUGGUCAUUAUCUGCGGCGAGACCGGAUGGCAUGUACCCUUUUUUGGAAAGAGCACCCAGGUGCCGUCAUUCCUCCUCGAGCACCAGCUGCUUCAGGGUAAACCGUGCAAGAUAUACUGCACAGAGCCGCGACGCAUCUCUGCUAUUUCGUUGGCAAAACGCGUCAGCGAGGAGCUCGGCGAGGGUAAAGGGGAUCUCGGGACAAGUCGAUCAUUGGUGGGGUAUUCGAUCCGGCUAGAGGCGAGCACAUCCCGGGAAACCCGCCUCGUCUAUGCCACGACCGGUAUUGUGAUGAGAAUGCUGGAGGGGUCCAACGACUUGCAGGAGAUCACUCAUCUGGUCCUCGACGAAGUCCACGAACGCUCAAUCGACAGCGAUUUCCUGCUGAUUGUCUUGAAAAAGCUGUUAGCACGGAGGAAGGACCUCAAGGUCGUGCUCAUGUCUGCCACUGUUGAUGCAGAACGGUUUUCCAAGUAUCUCGGCGGUGCUCCUGUCCUGACAGUCCCUGGUCGGACGUUCCCGGUUCGCGUCGCCUAUCUUGAAGACGCGGUAGAACUGACUGGGUACACGGUUGAUCAGCGGAGCCAAGAGAAGCUCACCGAGCUGGACGACGAUGUGGAGCCAGAGCCGGAUGCUUCGUCGAAACCAGAGCUGAUCAAGGAGUUGAGACAGUACUCCCCGCGGACACGAAGCACUCUCUCCCAGAUGGACGAGUACCGGAUUGACUAUGAUCUAAUCGUCCAGCUCAUCUCGAAAAUUGCGGUUGAUCCGGAUUAUAUCUCCUACAGCAAGGCAGUCUUGGUAUUUCUACCGGGCAUUGCUGAGAUACGAACGCUGAACGACAUGUUGCUGGGCGACAAGUUUUUCGCCGACAACUGGCUCGUGUACCCACUGCACUCUACCAUCGCCACCGAGGAACAGGAGGCAGCCUUUCUCAUCCCGCCGCCGGGGAUGCGCAAAAUCGUGCUGGCCACCAACAUUGCCGAAACCGGCAUUACCAUCCCUGAUGUAACAUGUGUCAUCGACACGGGCAAGCAUCGAGAGAUGCGGUUCGACGAGCGGCGGCAGCUGUCUCGACUCAUCGACACUUUUAUUUCCCGUGCAAACGCUAAGCAGCGCCGCGGUCGUGCCGGGCGUGUCCAAGAGGGCCUUUGUUUUCACCUCUUCACCAAGUACCGGCACGACAAUCUCAUGAAUGAUCAGCAGACACCCGAGAUGCUGCGUUUGUCUUUGCAAGACCUGGCUAUCCGGGUCAAAAUCUGCAAGAUUGGUGGCAUCGAGGAGACGCUGAGCCAGGCGCUAGAUCCACCAUCAACAAAGAACAUUCGCCGGGCUAUCGAUGCGCUGGUUGAUGUCCGCGCUUUAACGGCGACCUCGGAGGAGCUGACACCUCUUGGUAUCCAACUUGCCCGUCUACCACUUGACGUCUUCCUCGGCAAACUUAUCCUUCUUGGGGCCGUGUUCAAGUGUCUUGACAUGGCCAUCACCGUGGCGGCUAUCUUGUCCUCCAAGUCGCCGUUUGUCGCGCCCUUUGGCCAACGCAACCAAGCGGAUUCGGUCCGCAGAGGCUUCCGCAAGGGUGACUCGGACCUCUUGACGGUUUACAAUGCCUACUCAGCCUGGAAGCGAGUCUGCCAGUCGGCAACAGGGGGCGGUGCCGAGUUCCAGUUCUGCCGAAAGAACUUUCUCUCUCCACAGACGCUAGCGAAUAUUGAGGACCUCAAAGGCCAGCUUCUGGUUGCAGUAGCCGACUCCAACUUCCUGCAGCUCACCACAGAGGAGCGGCAGACCCUCAAUCGCCUGCGCUUCAGCGGCGGCAGGCGACGCCGUCAAGCCUUCUUUGAAGUCCCCAAGCGCGUCAACAUCAACAGCGAAAACGAAAUCGUCGCCCAGUCGGUCAUUGCCUGGAGUUUCUACCCCAAGCUCCUCGUCCGCGACAUCGGCAGCAAAGGGUAUCGCAACGUGGGCAACAACCAGUCCAUCAGCCUGCAUCCGAGCAGUGUGAACAAGGGGUUCACUGAUCUGCGAUGGCUCAGCUACUACCACAUCAUGCAGUCCAAGGCGUUCUAUAAUGCCCACGAAACAACUGCCGUCGACCCCUUUGCCAUUGCGCUCCUCUGCGGCGAUGUCCGCGCCGACAUGUACUCGGGCGUGUUUGUGCUUGACGGGAACCGCGUCCGGUUUGCGAUGCCUGACUGGAAGACGAUGCUGGUGAUGAAGGUGCUCAGGGCGCGACUCCGUGAGAUGCUGAACCGUAAUUUUAAGAGUCCUGGAAAGCUGCCUACGGCGCAGCAUGAGAAGUGGCUGGAUGCGUGGCAGAGGAUAUUCACGCUUGCGCAGGAGACUGCUAGUAAGGCUAGGGAGAAGGCGGCGGCUUAG
Molecule: messenger RNA, 4437 nt
Organism: Canariomyces notabilis
Lineage: Eukaryota; Fungi; Ascomycota; Sordariomycetes; Sordariales; Chaetomiaceae
Product: P-loop containing nucleoside triphosphate hydrolase protein
Exons: 6
Coding region: 1-4437 (1478 amino acids)
Cellular component (GO): intracellular anatomical structure
Molecular function (GO): RNA binding; ATP binding; helicase activity
Source: RefSeq, a predicted model, not a curated record